AGGUUGGUGUUCACUCGAUUUCAGAGAAUCAGUUUGGUGCGGUGUUACCUGGCUGUCAGCCAGACAUGUACCCGUAGACGCUAUUGUGUAACCCAGUCACUAUGCACAAACGAACGCUGACAUAUAUAUAUGUACAUUGCACAGACAGACUUUUCUGUGCAGCGUUGAAUGGAAGUAAGUCGGCGGGACGUCAGCUCGAGAAAACAAGCGGACAGGAACUUGGGUUAGCCUGAGUCUCUCGGGUUGCUGGUUACAUUUCAUGAAUCACGGAACUUGCUGAUUGUUUCAAGAUAAGAACUCAGCCAGAUCCAUUUGACCCCGAGAUCGUUUUGUGUAUUUGAGGACGAAGCGUAAUGGCAUAUUUCUAAUGUUUGAUCGUGUGGCACUUGGUCAGUGAAUGACAGGGUGAACUUUCGACAAAAUCAGAAUGGCGGCACCUCCUGAGUCCAGCUUCUUGGCGUUAAUAGAGGCAGUUUUGAGCCUUGCUGCACCUCCCAUGCCGAGGCCCAAACGGUCUACACAUCCAAUCAAGGCAGGAGGGUAUCCCGAGGACAUCUUUAUAAAUCUGACCGAGGAAGAUAAAGAAGAAUUCGAGUGUUCAAUAUGUUACCAGAUUCUAAAGGACACCAUGCUGUGCAGCAACAAGCACAAGUACUGUCAUUCUUGUAUCUAUGUGUGGUCAACAAGUGGGGUGCAUCUCAACAGAACACGCUGCCCAGUUUGUCGAACGAAUGGCUUCUAUUCCCGUGACACAGAGUUGGACAACAAGAUAAAAGCAAAAGAGGUAAAAUGCAGUAUGGCUGGAUGCAGCUGGACUGGGAAACUGAUGUACCUGCUGAGUCACAAACACACAAAUUAUGACAGUAAUAGCAACCCGAGUCCUGUGGAGAAUGUUGAUACUGAGUUGCCACAGCUUAGGAGAAGGAAUACACCACGGACCCAGUCCAUCUCCAGGACAGGUCUUCAGUUCCCCACCAGGCAUCUACACUUAAGGUCAUCACUUCCAUCAAACAGCCUGAAUAGAGGUUUAAACAACAUUAGGUCUCUGAGUGACAGUAACAACAAUACAUUGAGUAGGGACAGUUUUCUGAGCCGUGACACCUCAGAUGGCAUUGUCCAUACACCGAGACCGCCUUCAACCCCGAGACCACCUCAGCAGGUUGUACGCAGAGUACCAACUCUUCCUUCUUUGCUGCAACAGGAUUCCCCAAGGCCAAAUGUACAUAAUUCAAACAUUUCAACACCAAGUUAUCCAGUACAGCCUUCCGAAGUGUCCACACGGACCUUGAUUCAGCCCUCAGCCCGGACUCAAGUCAGUAACAGUCUCUCUCAGAUUCGAGAUCGCCUUCAUGAUAGUCGGUCAAGACUUGAUUCCUUGAUGACAACAUUUGGCACUGAAUUAGAACAACGACAGCAAGAAGUUUUUGAUGUUAAUGCUGAACGUGAACGGCAUCGUCAGGAGCAGUUACAGGAAGUUCGUGAACUUGGCCGGAGACUGGGGCAGGUGGCGUCAGAGCUUAGACGCCUGCUGAAUCAGCGGUCUGCCAUCAGAGGAGAGAUCAACGACCUUAUGGAAAACUAAUCUCAGUUUACUUGCUCAAAUUCAUUGCAAAUCCUCUAAAGAGAGCUAUGAUAGAAAGAAUAUUGUUGUCAUAUAUUGCAGUGUAGUCCGCAACAAUGCAUGACGGAUUGUACAAGCCAGCUAAGCACAAACAUGCUUUUGAGAAAUGUCAAAGCCUGAUAGUAUUUGUUUUGUUUGAUAUUGGGCCAUUAGCUUCAGUGGUAAUCACCUGCUGUGUACUGGGUUGAUUACAUAUCUUACCCUUAUUAGUACGAUUGCAAAAACUCAAAUGACAUGUAAACUUCUUUGUCUAAUGACAUGUGCAACCAAAAUACAUGUCCUAUGCUUAAUCCACCUAUUAUUGUUCGAUGCUUAAGCCACCUUUUAGAUCCACUGGAAAAAGAGUGCCUGUUGACCUGGCUGAAUGAAUUCUAAUAUGGCAUUAUCUCUCAGUCCAUCAUAUACCGUUUUGUCAUCAGCAUCUCACAAACUUAAACAUGAGCCAUAUGAAACAAUGCACCAGCUUGUUUUGGCCCAAACUGCAUGAUUUAUCAUUGUGAAAAUGGAUGUAAUAAACAUGUUGUGUU
Haliotis rubra (blacklip abalone) is the source of this 2148-nucleotide messenger RNA. RefSeq lists its product as uncharacterized. The record is from RefSeq and is a predicted model, not a curated record. The transcript has 2 exons. NCBI's taxonomy places the organism in Eukaryota, Metazoa, Mollusca, Gastropoda, Lepetellida, Haliotidae. Bases 428 to 1582 code for a protein of 384 amino acids.